This is a messenger RNA of Porites evermanni, 35145 nucleotides long. NCBI's taxonomy places the organism in Eukaryota, Metazoa, Cnidaria, Anthozoa, Scleractinia, Poritidae. The record is from the annotation of a GenBank genome assembly.
AGCGCUCUACAUCAACAUGGCGUCCAUCCUCGAUCAGUACUUACAAGCAUCGGCGGGGGAAAAUUUAAAUCCUUUCCUUGGACCAGAUGUAACAGAACCGGUCAGUGUAACUCGUAUCUUCCUUCCUUAUUUUAAAUCAUGGAAUACCACUUUCCCAAUUUUUCUAUUUCUACACUACUGCUUGCUAUCCCAAUGUAUCGCAACUGUCCCAUAACUUUCAUUUUGCAAUUCGCAUUGUAGGUGUUCUUUUAAUAUUGUGGAGAAUAAUUUAACAAUAAGCUUUUCUUCUGUGAAACUGUUCAAAAAUAAAACAGAUCUUAACUGGAUAUGUUGACGUAAGAGGCGAGGACGAAGUGCCCAUUUUCCGGCGCCAAAAAAUUAACUUCAGGUAAACCGAUAACCUACAACUAACAGGCCAUUUCCGAGUUUCCAAAAACUCUUACUUUCAAAACUAGGCUAAAAUAAUGCAAAGCUUUGCUUCUGAAAAUUAUUUGCAUGAGAAUAGAGAGGAAUUCACAAAUCAAUGGAUUCGCAAUUAGCCUCGCCUUGAAUCUAAGGCUAGGGGCAACUCGGAAAUGGCCUCAUGUAAAAUUUUCUUGUUGUAUUUUGACCAGCCAUAUACAGUCUGAUACAUUAAGAGACUGAGGCAAUUUUGAAUCAAAAGAAUGAUAUAAAGUGACUGCAGUAUUAUUGUCCAGUUAAAAUUAGGGACAGGGGGUGUGGGUGGGGUGGUAUGUAUGUCUCCAGGCUGAAUUUCAAACAUAGUUGUUAUUUUAUUUGUAUUCUAAAGGUAGGCUAUGUCCCUGUCGGUAUUUAACCCAUCUUUAUGUCAUUUGUUUAUCUAGUCUUCUGUUGCUGUUUAAAGGCCAAGUCACUUGUCGGGAUUGAACCCAAUAAAAGGGCCUUUGACCUUCUGAAUUCUUCUUCAGAAAUUAAGGGUGGUCCAUUGAGUGGAUUCAUGAAAAAAUGGUCCAUAGACUAGGUCCACAAAGGUGGUCCAUGGACCAGGGAUCCCUAUUUUGAAUGAAAGAAUGAAGGAAUGAAUGAAUGAAUGAAUGAAUGAAGUUUAUCUUUCGUCGAUGAUGUGGGGAGUGGUUGCCCAGUCUCCCAAGCUAGGGGCUCAUGUAUAAAAUUUUCGACUCAACACUCUUAUUUAUUUGAUUUUGCACUGAGAAUUAAGUAUUUAUUAUGAAGACACUUUGAUACCAUGCACGUGUAGACUGCGCCCCACCAAUAUAUAUCCACUCCCCAUUCAAAGUUUUCGGAAAUUGACCAUGCAUACAUGUAUAUUAACAUUUAUUUUAUGCUUUAUGUCUUUGAAAGAAAUUAAAUCAGGUGGUAGAUCACACCAAUGUUGGAGGUUAGAGCCAUAAUGUUAUUAUUAAGGAUGAUUACUUAUAUUCUUUGUUCACACACACAGGCCUCCAAGUAACAUUGUAGAUGUCGCAGUGAGUAACAACAUAGUAGCCAUAGCUCUGAACAACAAUGAGCUAAUGAGGCUAGAUUUGUCCAACCCAAGCGAAAUAGAUCGUAAGUAUACAGAGAGAAUGUGGUUAACUGGAUAUAACUCUAUUUCCUCUGAUGAGUGUCUGUGCUCUGAUAAGCAGCAGAGUUCAGAGUUCAAAGUAAUGGCUGGUCAACGAGCAGUGUCUGGCCAGAAUGGCAACUUAAGCGGCUAAAAACUUCACUUGUCAGUCAUGUUGCCUGGUCAUACUUACUCUGAUUCAUGAACAAACAGCCGAAUCCUUGCCUCUUUAUAAAAAUACAAUCACAUUCACAAAUAGAAAAUUACACAAGGUUUAGUUAACUUUUUUCCCAAUAUUUUGACCUGUCAGCAAAAAUUUCUUUAGCCAGUCAUCGUGUCCGGCCACCGUCCAAAAAUAAAAUUAUUUUGAGCACUGGAGGUGCAGGGACCAAGCAGUUAACUCCUCAAACUUCAGAUGUGGGUUCAAGCCCCUGUGUCUUGUUGUUUCCUCACACAAGAAACUGUGCUCCGUUUGUUUCAGUAUCUCUCCUUAUGCCCAGUCAGGGUUCAUACAGGUUAUGGAAAACCUGGAAAGUCAUAAAAUUUAAGAAUUCCAUUUUUUAGGCCUGGAAAGUCGUGGAAUAUAAUUUUUGGUCCUGUUUCUGUAUCAUGUGGUUUUGUGUAUUUCGCAAGAUUUCGCAGAUCUACCUGAAUUUUGCAGCUCUGCGACUACACUAAAGUAUCAGAAGCCCUGAAAGUAUGAUCCUUGCCAGUUGUAGAAUUGGUUUGCAACAUACUCUAAAGGGGAACUUUGUAAUUCAGUGUUAUUGGUAUUGCGUCUGAAUAAUUAUUUGAAUUAGAUCAGUUCUGUGUACAGCUGUAGUGAGUAAUUUUUGAACCUAUGAACUAUCUAUGUAUGUAAGACAAGAUGGGCCCAUCACCAUCUAAUCUUGCCUGCUUGAGUGGCCAAUUUGAACAUAACCUGCGUCGCAGAUGUAAUUUAACCUCAGUUAGCAACAUCUGUGAAGCAGUGCCGACGGCAAUGUCUUUUGUAACAGGCCAAUCAUGGCGCAUACUCAAAUCCUGGUACACAGGUGAGGGACCAGAACAAGGAUUGCGGUGCUGUUUCACAGAACCAGUCAUAGUACAUAUAUGUGUAAUAAAAAACAGGUCUAAAGGAGCUACAAGUCAAAAAAAAGCUUUGUCGUUUACAUCUCUCCUCCUAGGUGUUGACAUUACCAAGAGAGUGGAUGAUUCAAUUCAUCGCAUCUUUUUGGACCCCACUGCAAGGCAUCUCAUUGUCUGUAUGAAAUCUCAAGAAUCUUUCUAUCUAGCGAGAAAUUCCAAAAAACCCAAACCAUUGGCAAAGAUGAAGGUAUGGGAUCAGUUAUACCACCUGAUAGUUAUAAAAAGUUCAUGUUUUAUCAACUCUUAAAACAUUUUGCAAUACAACCAGCUUGCGAGUAGAGCCUCCUUUUGUCUUCUUGAUCAAGAAGGAGGAAAGAAAGCUGUGCCUAAAUUGCAUCAAACUGUCCCCAGUGUUCCCCUUAUCAGGCGGUAUCUGGUCAAAUUUACUGCCUGAAAACGGCUUGGAAACUAAAAUUUCGAGGACGUUUUUAGACUUUUUACAUUUAGGGCAUGAAUUUUUCGUCAUUUCAGGCCAUGGAACCUAAAAAUGAGCCUAGCUAGCUGUAAUAAGGGGCAAUACGGAGGCAAUACGUCCUAGACGGCAUGAUCACAUGCUGUUUACGGAAAAUUCCCUCAUCCAUGUCAGGAAAUUCUGUACUUUAAAGCCUCCCCUAGGGCAUGACUCAGCAAUUGAGUACAUUUCUGUUACAUUUUCAAUGUUGGUUAGCAUGCAAGGAUUUUUCCCAUGCCUAUGGUCAAUGAUUUGCUCACUGGUAAUAGAGGGGGUGGCCCCAGAGUGGUUUUGCAUUGAAAUUGGCAUGCAACAGGAUUUAGCAUGCCCUGUAAGCAUAAUUUGAGGUUCUGUGACCUUCUCACCCAGGCCGCGAGAAGCCUAGGUUCUAGUAAUAAGUAAUUCAUACCCAGCAAAAUCUCCGGCAUGCCGGGCAUGCCAAAUUUUCUGACAUGCCCGGCAUGCUAAAUUCUCUGGAAUGCCGGGCGUGCCAUAAUCUGGGUCAUGCCGGGCAUGCCAAAAUCGGUCUCUGGCAUGCUCUCAACGCACAGGUUAUAAUUCCUUGAAUCUACAGAUAUUUUAAGCGUGGCUAAAAAAAAAAAAACUAAAAAGAUCACAGUGCUUAUCUUUUGAUGUACGGUUACACGAUGACGUCAUUGCUAUUCCUUUCAUUUUCAUAGAUUUGGUUGUCCCAGCGAAGUUUAAAUAACAAAAGCUCUAAUUUUCACAAGAAAGUAAAACUUUGAGGGAUUCUGCCGAAGUAAUAAAACAGCGUCAUCAUGGUGAUGACCUGUUAGGGGAUGCUAAAAACUCCUCACCCCUUUUAAUGAGUCUUUAAUAGGAUUCCCACUUCACAUUGCGAAUAAAAUGGAAUUGACUGAAAUCAGUAAAAAGAGAGACAGAGACUAUUUUCAUUGUAUAAUAAAAUGCAUCUAUGUUCCAUGAAAGCUUUUAAAAAUACAAGGUAAUAGAAUAUCUUUCAAAGUUCAUUACAAACUGAGCCAAGCCCCAAAAUCACUGUUCAUUAUUCAGUAAAUUAUGAUGUUUGACAAUGCAAUGUGCUUGAAUAUAACGUUGCAAUUACAAAUCUCUCUAACGCAAUUUUCCCUACGUUAGAAAAGCUGUUUUUAUCUUGUUUCACAUUUUGAUAAGGAGUCUGAGUUCCUCUUUCUUGUUUUGUAGGCUUGCCAGAGAUUAAUGUUUUUAUGUCAUUACCAGUGUCUGUGUUCUUUGUCUUUAACUCAAAGUAAGUCAGUAAUAACUGACAGUAUCAAAGAAUUGCUCUCUAGAAAAGUAAUUAUCUCCUAGUCAUGUCUGGAAGUUACCUGUAACAAAAAAGAAAUGGAAUGUUAACACAUGCAAGGGCAAUAUGAAAAAAAGAAAUAGAACAUGUAGAGCUCAGCUUCUCUUAACAUAUUUUCAUACUGGCUUGUUGAGUCUGUUAAAGGUCGCAACUAAUUGUCUGAGGCUAAUUUCACAAGAGUGUGCAAUUGAGAUAAAUACAUGGUAAAUAAAGUGAAAGAAACGUGGUUUCACAUUAGCCAAUUUACAUUGCGCUGUUCGAUGAUGUUUACACGCUUUUCUACUGCGAAAUAAACCUUUGCAUUUGGAUUUGCAAGUCAAGAUUAUACCGAGUUUGACUGACACUUAAUUGAACAACAGUUUCAUUUUUAAGCAGGCAAUUGGGGUGUAGACCCAUAUAAAGCCGGAAUAUGUAAAGGAAACUCAGCGAAAACUUUUUCGCAUCUUUUUGUGGCGAUAUUCUUUCACGGCCCGUCAACUGAUUAGGGGUUGCGAAGAAAAAAUAAAUUAGGACCAAAGGUUAAAGCCUGUCCGGUUACAUCAUUUCGUAUGUUACCUAGAGUUCUAAUAAAUAGGUCAUAAAAUAGGAUUUAACGAGAGCGAAUUUGUUUCUCAAUCGGUGUAUAAAAAAGUGAGGCUAUCAAAUGAGAAGUUUAUAGAGUAUCAAAAUUAUUAAAUUAAAAGCUCAUUUAAUUAGGAAAAUUCCUAUACGAAAACAAUGCUAGUGACAUUAAAUUGAUCAGAUAAAAUUCUCAGAAAAUAUGUCCAAUAAAAGCCUCAUUAUUUGCUUUUGUUUUUGCGUAAAGGUAAAUUUUUCGGCCCACAAAGCAAAGUUGAAAAAGCGACUAAAUCUUAGUUUUUUACAUUGAACAUGUUUAUUAGCUUAGUUUUCGUCCGUUUUAAAAGCUUUAUAACCCAAUCAUAAUUUUCGGGUUAAAAUAUUACAAAAUCAUUUCAAAAACCAUGUUCAUUUAAAGUAGAGCCGGCAAACCUGAACAUUUUGUAAUUCAAAAGUCGGACCCAGCCAGGUUGUUUAAGCUUAGAAUUAUUUGCAUUUUAGCGUCCUAUAAAUUUACCAGAAUCGCCUCUCAGAGGCUUACUGUAGCAAAGCAUUUUGUAGUACACUCGUAGACAAGCAAUGUAAGCCUUAAGUCUUUGCUUGGAUGAGAUGUCCAAAAGAAAAAUUAGUUUUGUGGACCUAAACGCACAUUCACAGACUGCUUAUAUUGAGUUGUUUACAACUUUGCAUUGACACGCGCAGCAUGUUCAUUUUUUUAAAGCGAAAUCCAAAUCUGAUUUUGGCAUUUGAUUUACGGAUAUUUUAUUUUGUCUCCAAAAGUGAUUGUAAUAUCCGUUUGAUUGUCUUUCAAACAACAGUCAAACUAUGCAGCAAAAAUAAGUAACUUUACCAGUACAGUGGAAAAAUAUGACCGUAGGUGCCAAAAAUAAUUAUACUCGAGCUAUAAAAUUAGAACUGACUUUUUUUAGCUUUGGUUUCUUAUUUUUGAAGUUUUCUCUAGUCUUCUUAGCAGCAGAAGAAGAUUACAAGACAUACAAACAGAAACAAUCCGAAGUGAACAAGUUGACAACCACUUAUGCCGGAGUUCUUAGGCAUGCUCAACAGCAAGAUAAACUGAAUGCCAAAAGGAUAAUUCACGGGAUUUGUUCGAUAUUCAGGCUUUUUCUUUACCAAAUUAAUACUAAAUUUGUACUUACAGUCUCUCGCAGAAUCCAUUUCUUGUCCAGCAUUCACCAACAUCUCAACCAUGCACCGCAGAAAAAAAAGACAAACAAGUGCGAAGAGACAUGACGACAUCGUGACGCCACAACUGCCACGCUACAACAAACUAGAUUCCUCGUCAUCCGCGAAAACACUUCUGCGGAAAUUCGGCCGAUUUCGUGCGUGCUCGGGGUAUCUUCGGAUGACGCAGAUGACGUUGCUCAAAGGACUAUCGUCAGCAAGGAGUAAAACAGUUUGCGAGAUUCGCAUAGCCGACAAGGAGCGCACUGAAAAACUAAGCAAAAUCUCUCUGAGAAGGCAGUCCAAAUUCACCAAAUCAGAACGUCUUUGCAGUAUUAACGUCGUACUCUCGUACUGACUUGAACGACCUGGUAAGCUUCAUUUUCACCAGUCUUUUAAUGCUGUUGACCGGGAAACAUUCCGACACGAUAAAACUUAAGCAUGGAUAAGUUUAUACUGAGAAGAUUUGUUAUCUUAUUGUUUAAGACGCUUUUCCGCGAUCAAAUUUAAAUGUGGACCCAGAAAUGUCAGUAUCGGUUUGAAAUAAAAGGAUUAAUCUUUGAUUGCAAGUUAAGUAUUCUAUUUUAUGUAUGAAUAAUGUUGUUUUGUUGUGCUUUUUAUUUAUAAAUCCAGGCUUCUGUCUUCAGUUUUGCCAGUCGAUCCCGUGACACACAUUGUGACAAACAUGACUUUUUUUGUUAUAAUCUGCAUUUAUUGCCAGGCAUGAAACCUGUAACUUCAAGCUCCCUAAGAUAUAUUUGGCGAUUAUAUGUGAUUCUCAGGAUAUGAUGCUGAAGCGAACAUCAAAAUCAGUCUCGCUGGGCAUGCCAAUUUCUUGCCUGGCAUGCCGGGCAUGCCAAACCAACUGGCUUCACCAUCGGCAUGCCCGGCAUGCCAAACCAGAGGAGCUAAAACUGGGAAUGAAUUAUUAACCCGGCGAGAGAUCUGGGACCUAAGUUUAGCUGGGUCAAUUUUGGGCUGCGAGGGCAUGAACCCAUUUUUUCCAUGCCUAUGAGAUGUUAUUUCUAAGUACCAAUGUUCCCUUGAAUUUUGUCAUGCCUAAAUAUAUAAAAUUUUCCCUCUCUCAUUAAUCCUCAGACUGGAUGCGAUUUUUACGCUCGCUAGGCAUGUUCAACUGAAAAUCAUGCCCAUACCCUUAUUCAAAACAAAAUGUUAUCAAAUUUUAGUUUCCAAGCCGUUUGAAGCAACACUUCUUACCACCUGCAACCGCUUGAAGGUUUACUAAAGUUAAAUAAAUUGUUUUGAAACAUACGCAAGUUAUGAUCUGAUCCAAUUCUCACAAGGAAAUUAAUGAACAAAAUUAUUAUGCAAAAGAACUAAAGUAUGCACAGCUUUUCUUUUUAUGGGCCACACAUUUUGGAAAGAGAACAUUGAAGACAGAGUAAAAUUAUUGGAAUCAAACUUUUUACAUUGUUGUUUUAAGAUAACAAUGGCCAAUUUGCGUAAAGUAGGUCGUAACAGUGAGGGAAUGAUGUUUCAGAGAACUUAGCUCCUAAAUAAUUUCCAAGUGAGGGUGGGCCAUGUCCCUCCCUGCAGUACUCCCUCCCCUCAAGGAAAGUGCACCUCUGGUGCAUAUUUUUUGCCUUACCAGCCAUGAAUGGUCCCUUACCUGCUGAGCUAAAAUUUAGGGAGAACACUGGUCUCUUCUCAAACUUUUUUUUUCAGUUAUGAGCAUCUGUUUAUUGUCAAAUCAAUGUUCAUAACAAAGCCUGCUGUAGCAAGCUAUUAACCCUUUGUUCGAAGCUAUACCCCAGCAGCAUGCAUGCGUACAUGCUCAACAAAGAUCUUACUCAAUUCAUGCAGUCUUUGUUGAGUAUGCCAAAAUCAUGCAAGCAUAAGAAAUACUCUGCUGGCAGGGUGCAAAACAAUGUGAGCAAAACACUUGUUGGUAAUAAUUAAUAGGACUGUUGCAGUAGUUGGUCUUAUGACCAACAACAAAAAAACUUGACAAUAGAAAGAGAAAGAGUUAAAAUUAGUGUCAUAAGGCUAAUUUUCAAGGGCCAGUGUAUCUCAAUGGAGAGAUUGUCUGACCCCAUCCAUUUUCCUUUGUUUGUCAUUAUUUCAGUGACUAAUUCCUGGGGAUGAUUCUAUCCAGGGUUUGCUGAUGCCUAAUAUGCGAUCUGUUUUUCCUUUAAUUAAUACAGGGACAUCUUAUCAAUGCCAUUGCAUGGAAUAAGGCUAAAUUAACUGAGAGUUCUACCCAAACAAUCCUUCUUGGGACUUCUAAAGGUUUGUUAUAAAUCAGAUUGCAAUCAUGAUUCAACCCUCUCCUCAGUACAGUCAUGUACCAUUUUUGUUUUCCAGAGGUGAUAAUAGUGCAUAGACGCUUUUAGAUUCUGAAUUCAUUUAAAAAUUAAUGAAUAAUUUAUAACACAGAACAAAAUAAUAGAAACUUACGUCAACAUUUUUAAUAAAAACAACCUCACUUGGGCAUACAGGCCCCAUAUGUUUUAAAUGGUGCAGUAUCUUAAUUAACUAUAUAAUAAAUUUUCUUUUCAAAAGGCGUACACAAAAUUUGACAAUUUUCUUGCUGUAUGCAACUGUCUUACUUCCUGUAUCUUAUGCUAGUUGCCUCUAAACAGGCCUGUUGUCUUGGAAACCCUGAACAACAUGUAAGGCAGAAGUAUAUAACCUCCAGGGCCCAGUUGUUCGAAGGCCAAUUAGCACUUAACCUGGGGUUAGAUUUAACCUGGGUUUCUUUUUCUUGUGUUCAAAAGCAUUUUCUUGGAUAAUUUUCUGUGCUAUUUUUAGAGCUUCCAGUCAUCAACUUGUAGACAAAAAGAACUAAAACUGAAAUGCCUUUUAAGCUUUCAAAUCUGAAUUCAUAUCUCGCACUAACCCUGGGUUAUAUUUUUCUGUGUAAGGUCAUUUGUAUAUAACAAACAAACAAAACAAAACAAACAACAAAACUAAUUGAUCCUUACGACUUACUUGACUAUAAUAUUAAUAUUAUUUGACCUUGUAAUAUUCUCAAGAUACAUGCUUGUUAAUACACUUUUCACAGGCCUGAUAUUUCAGACAGAGAUAGAACCAGAGGAAAAGUUUUUUCAGGGUGGUCUGGAAAAAUUUUGGAAACAGGUGGGAUUUCUCAGCAAUAAAUUCUUUCCACUUCGUAAAGUCACGAAGUAUAAUGACUUGUAUAAUAAUUGCUUUUAUUUUUAUUUUUUAUUUUUCUCUUAGUGUCGUUAUAAUGUAAAACAACUAUUAAAAUAUUAUAAUGACAUUAACCAUGUAAGCUCAAAUUUAAAAUAUUAUAAUUUAUUUGUCAUCUUUUCUAAACUAGGUUUCCAACUCUGUGAGUCCCUGUCCCUGUAUGUUCUUUAACAUAAAAUGAAUUACAAUAUGAAUUUAAUUCAGUUAUGCCUGUAAGCAAACAAAUUAACUUUGAAUGUUAAGAAAACUAAAUACAUGCUCAAGGAGUCCAUUUAAUUUAUCCCAAAUAAAUAACGACUGCACAGUCAAGGUCAAUAAUAUACCGUUAGAAAGAGUACUUAAUCAUAAAUCUCUUGGAGUUCAAAUUGUCAUGAAUCUCUGAACUGGUGCCCACACAUUAAUACCAUUUCAAAGAAAAUAUCUGCUGGUCUUGCUAUCUUAAAGUGUGUAAGUCCUAUAAAUACCCUUUGAUACUAGCUAGAGUGAAUGUAUACUAUAUUGCAAUGCACUGGUAAUCCCAUAUUUUAAUUACUGUAGUGUCGUAUAGGGUAAUAUCAAACAAACUUCAAAAGAUACAGAAUAUUAAGGCUGCCAGAACUCUUACCUUUUCUAACUGUGAGGUUUGCUUAAAUGUUUUGUUGGAUGAGCUUAGCUGGCAAAGGUUGGGAAAAAAUUCAUUUCGUGGGAGAGACAUAUUAUUUUAAUACACCAUAAAUCAUUGUAACUAUAGUAUUUUUAACUUUAUAGUCAAGUAGUUCCUUAGGGUAUUUUAGUUAAAUUUUACACACGAUUUCCAGGAAGACCAUGUAAAAGUGAUACAAUUUCGUGUAUAAAAUAACAAUUGAUGAUGACGAUGAGGAUGAUGAUGAUGAUGAUGAUGUGUUUGGGUAAUGACUGAUGAAUGGUUCCACCUGUGUGUUGUUCCAUGUUUUAACUUGCAGUUGUAUGAUGUUAACUCAAGUGGGGACCCAGAGGAAUCAAUUUAUGGCAUAAUGUUUGAGAAAUUCCCUGUGUCUCCAAAAUCUGAUAGAAAAUAUUUCAUCAUGGUUUCUACACUCAGGUACAAGUGUAAAGUUUCUUUAAAGGUUACUACUAUAGACAACAAUGUACGUAUAUCAUCAGGCGUGGGUUAAAUAACGCAUUGUUAGUGUUACCUAGUUGUAGCAACCCGUGGUCUUUUUUGAUUACCUAAGAAUGGACUAUUGUCUAUGUAAUUGUUAUUUUAAAGUGGAUCAUAAAAUUACUUGUUACUAUAUUUGUACUAUAUACAAUGCAGCAUUAAUCCUUGGGGUCCAACACCCCCCUCCGCUUUCUCCUAGAAUCGUGGUGGGGGUAUUAAUUUGCUUGCCCCUAGCAGUUUUUGGACCAAAGGAAAAAUGACUUUAAAUUCAACGCUUAUGCCCUAGGCUCUUCUUUGUUUCUAUUUUUUCUAAAGUUCUUUGAUAAUAGUCAGUAUGUCUUCCUUGUCUUCCUUCAGUCGCAUGUAUCAGUUUAUUGGUGAUGCAUCUGGUACAGAUUCACUGGACUUUCAGCCAUUGUUCACAGAGUAUGAAAACAAUCCAGGUACGUGACUUUCCCUCCCUUCCUCCCUGACUUCCUUCCUUCCUUCCCUCCUACCCCUGGUGGGAGGAACUCAACAAACCUUUAUACAGGGAGGCUCCACCCAGAGGUCCCUUCCCUUACCCUUUUAUAUACUAUUUUUUUUACGAAAAAGGUACCCCUUUUGUAUACCUUCUAUUGACUAAAGAGGCUCUUUUCAUGUAGCUAAUUUAGAACUUCACAUCCCUUUCAACAGCUGUAAACACAGUAUCUUUGAAAUUUCACAGCCAUAAAAAUGCAUCUAUUAUCCCAUUUGGGCCUAAUUUUACUGACAGACCAAAAUGGCAGAUUUCCUUACACUGUCAUAUACUUCAAUGAGUGAAAUCCCUACCCUUUCAUAUACAUGUACCUGUACCUGAAAAAGGGUUGAGCCUCCCUUAAUAGGCUCUUACAGGGAGAACCCCCCCCCCCCUUAAGGCUUCAGACUUCCUACAUUCCUCCAUCCCUUCCUUCCUUCUUACCUUUCUUCCUUAUUGGAGUCUUUGUUUGAACUUUUUUUUGACAGCACCCUUCCUUCAGAUGCCUGGUCAUUUGGAAGCCAGCGAGUUAGUGUUAUUUUAUCCUAAAGUAAGAGGUCUACCAAGAACAUUUGCAUGGCUCACAGGUCAGUCAUGUGUAUCUACAUUAACAGUUAUCAGUAGUCCUCUCAUUUCUCUGACAUUCCAAGCGAAUAUCAUGGUUUUUGUGCCCUAAUAUCAUGGGUGACAAAUUACACCUUGAGUUUGGCCCAAAAUUUCAGCGUUUAUACUACUACAUGAGAAAUUUCUGCAAUUUGAUUGGCUUAGAGCAUUGGUAUUUCAGCUUAAUUUGAAAUUCCUACUUGUGAAAAUUACAAAACCUUUGCAGGUAGUAGUAUGAACAAUACAUGUAAUAGCCUGAUUCGUAUGUGAUAUAUUUUGGCAUAAAUACCACUCGUAAUAUUUCAAAAUGGUCUCAAAUUUUGAAAUAUAACUUGUGGUAUUUGUGCCAAAUAUCACUACAAAUCAUUCUAUUACCUAUACUAAUUUGAAAUUUCACUUGAUUAUUGCCACGGCAAUGUUCUGUAAGUGUCAGUGCCAAGAUGGUGGCAGAGUUUUAAAACGAUAUUCAUGAAUGAAGAGGUCAGGGCAUUAAAAGAUGCUUUAGAAAACCUAAACACACGACAGAGCACAUCAAGAAGGAUUCUAUCAGGUAUUUAAUAAAAAAAUUCUGAACUUAAUCCAAAAUUUUAGCUUUAAAGUUUUCAUUGUGUGGAGUUCUCCAUCGAUAAUCAGUUUGGAUGGACAAUGUCGUUGAACGUAGAAGCCAUUUUAAACCAUUUUUCAUGUUUAACUACAAAAUGUUUAUCCUUCCAUUUACAUGUAUAAAUUAGUUAUGUAUUUUUCUUCUACCUCUGAUUUUAACAUAUAGGUAGUGGAGUAUACUUUGGACACUUAGAUUUCAAUCCUCAAGAUUCAUCUGAUAACAUUACAACAGAAACAAAACUCCUUCAGUAUCCUUUCAAGUCACAAGAAUUCUUGAAUAUUAAUUUUUAGCUAGAGUAUAGUGGUUUCUACAGUCUUUAACUGUUUCAUUAUCCAGACAGAAUGCCUGUGUUUUUUAUUUCUGGUUUUGACUUGAGUAUGUUGUGAAAAACACCUAGCAAUACAGUGCUGUUUACUCAUAUAGAUAGACUCUUCAUGAUGUAUUUCAUUAGGUUCAAAAAUGCUCUUUCAACGAAAGGCCUUAAGAGAUCUCCCUUGUGUAAGGGCUGGGGCAGAACUUGUUCACCAUUGUAUUUUAGUGUAAAUCUAUCAUACUUACUGAGUGGUCUGGAAGACAUAUGGCUAGUGCCUCUAGAAUUGGUUUCAUUCAGUUUUUUUCAAGGAAAUGGAAAUGACCACUAUGUAGGCUUGGUAUAAAAUACACCUUUAAGCUGAAAAAAAAUCAAUCUGAACAUUUUCAGCUUUACAAGCCAAGUGUUGUUCAAACUCCUACAACAGUGUUUUACAGAAGUUUUUUUCUUAUAACUGAAUUUCAAGAUAUAAACUAUCUGGUGGAAUGGAGGCUGUCCCUCCACUAUCUGUUGGCCUUACUGGUUUCCAUGCUCUUAUGCUCUACAAAAACAGGUAAUUGCAACCAUGCACUCAUGGUAUGUGACCUGUUCAAAGACAUAUGAGGGCUGUCACUAAAAUUUCUAAAAACUGCUGGGAGUCAUGCUCAUAAUCGCCCAGUGAUUUUGUUACAAAUAGUUAUGUUGAGUCCCGGGACUCAACUUGUGAAAAAUCAUGAGUCCCAGUUCAAAAGACAAUAGGGCCAUUUAUACGAGGAAAAAUAAGACGCGUCUUAAAUAAGACGCGAAUUGUAUGUACCAUUUAUACGAGCAUGUCUUAUCUAAUAAGACGCGUCUUAGCUAAGCCGCGUCUUAUUUUAGACGAAAUGUGCCGUUUAUACGGUAAGACGCGUCUUAUGUAAGACGCGUCUUAUUUUUCCUCGUAUAAAUGGCCCUAAUAUAUGAGUCCUAAAUUGAAAAUGCUCGGGCCUUUAUGUAACCAGGCAGUUAGUCUGAAGACAGGCUCCAAAACGCUGCGGUACAGUUUACUGAAAUUAAAAUAUAGUCCUUCUAUUUGAAGCACAAAAAAGACUGAAAUAAAUAUGCAUCAUUCAAAAACAUCUGCAAUAACAGCCACAGAAAUCACAUGAACUGGAUAGUCCACGAAAACAUCUUCAGAUCGAUCAUCGAUCUUUGCGUUUUACGGGACACAUGCCAUGAAUUAUUUUGCGUCUUUGGGGAUUUUUAUGCAUCAGGGACGCAGGAUGAGGAGGUAACCAAAUCACUGAAAGCCAUGGGAAAUCCCCAGCCCCAGCCCUUGGUGACAGCCCUGCCUAUAGCUUACAGCUGUAGUAACUGGAAGGUCAUGGCCUUACUGAGUUCCUGCUCAGGUGCUUGGAUUGUUAUUCUGAGCUUUUCUUUUAUGUUCUUAAUAUCUAUGUGCGAUUGAAACAUUACACAAAGUAUCAAGACUUCAAUUCUUACACAUUUUUUAUACUACUGCUUUUAAGAUAAACUCUUGGAGACUUUGAACUUGCAUGCAUUUUAUUGGUUCAUACGAUGGCAGUGCAGUUGCAGGAAUAAUGAAGAAAAACAAUUUUGUUAAACUUGACUGAUGCCAUGUAUUAUCAUUUCCUAUUGCUGGCCAAAGAAAGAAUUUUGUCCACAGAUUUAAAAGUUAGAGUAACAAGUAUAUAAAACUCUCCAUAACAUGCUGUAAGAGUAAAAGAGUAAAGGAAUCUUGGCACUAUUUCAUUUUUAAUCUUUUUGUACCAUAAUUGAAUUUUAUAGAUUUGAGGCAGUGUCGCUUCUUAGUGAACAAGCUGUGUUUGAAGAUCAACUUCCACCUCGGGUUUGUAUGAAAUUCCUUGAUAUAAAAUUUUUCCUUGUAUUAGGUGCAAAUGUUAUAUCACCAGAAACUCAGACGAGGUAGAAUUGUUUUGUUCAAUGCUCAUCACUAUUUAUUUUCACAAGCACCUUAAUUAUUUAAAUAAUAAAUGAAGAGAGCAAUGAACCAAUCCAACUUCUUAAGUGUGUAAGGGUGUUAGAUAAUAGAUCCCUGUCAUUUGGUAUCUAAAGUAGACAGUUUGCAACAUAAAAGCACAUUUUACAAAGUGAUUAUACCUGCCUUCGCAAAUUCCUACAUAUCAGAGUUUUUCUGAAUGGGGUAUUGUAACAAGUCACUUAACGAAUGUUCGGCAAACUCGUCAAUUUUUAAAUUAAUUGUCUCACUCAGGACCUGUGGCAUUUAAGUCUAUAACACUUUUGAGCAUAGAAAUCAUUCAAGAAUAUGUUACAUGUUCAUGCAUCUUGAAAAAAUACUAAAACUAAAUCAAGGGGAAAUAAUUUCACUCGCUCUUGUAGAUCAAUAUGUAACUUGCAUCUUUUCUUUGUAGUAUGGUGCUAUGAGAGGCCUCUGCAUUGACUCUGUAAAGAAAACUGUUUGGAUAUUUUCAGAUUCAGCUAUUUUUCAGUACCAUGUUACCAGAGAAAGCAGGUUUGUAAAUUCACUAGGAAUAUUGUCUUAACUCGUGUUGUAUUAUUACGGUGCAAUCAAUGGUAAGUGACCUUAUCUAACUGACUACUUACUCCUCCCCUAAGUCAGCAUUAACACUUACCGGUACUUCUCACUUAGGGCAAAAUUGUGACUUAGGGGAGGGUAGGUGGUCAGUUACCUAGAUUACUUGGCCCCAGACUGUUCACAGUACCCUAUAUUUCCGUAAGAUUUUGGAGAUCGGGCGGCCAUCUUGGGUGCAUGUCAAAUCUACUUGGGGGGCGGUAGACGGUUUGGGAAGAAGCGAGAAAAUUAUUUUUCUAUUUUCUCGCCUACCUCCGCCAACCCCUAUAAACCCCGACGCCCGUCCCCUCGAUACAUAUCAAACCAAGAUGGCCGACCGUACCGGUGAGCGCUUGAUCCUGACGAUCUUACGAGAAAAUAGUGGACUGUGAACAGCCUAAAUGAACCCUUUCUUGAAAACUCAAAUUAGUCUGAGAAUACAGUAGCCUGCGAAAACACCCGUUUCUCCUCGCUCUGCGUAGCUGGGGACGUUUCGCGCGGAGGAACGUCUGCGACUUAGCGGCAGAAAUUCCAUACUGAUGACGCAAAUCAAUGUUUACAUAAUAAAUCCGUUAGUCAUGGGGUUCCAAAUAUAAAUUUGUCCAAUUUUUUGUGUUUUCUGGUCGAUUUUGGUAAAGUGUUGUGUUCAUCUGCCACAGAGCUCCAGCAAAACUCUAAUACUUCUUCUAGAGAAGACUAUAUUCCACAAAUAUUGAUUAUUUUGUUAGAGAUUCUUCACAUUUACAGUUGACCUCUGUGGCCUUUUGUCUUUUGUCUGUCAAGACUGUCAUUCUUAAACAAUAGCUAAAACAAUGUAACUACUCCGUCGACCAAUCAGCGCUUCUGCCCGUAUUCCGGACAGAUUUUACGUCAUCAGUAUAGAAUUUCUGUCGCUGAGUCGCAGACGUUCCUCCUCGCGAAACGUCCCCAGCGGCGAAGAGCGAGGAGAAACGGAGGUUUUCGCAGGCUAAGAAUACAGUCGCCUCUCAUUGCCCCCCUGCUGUGACUACUGUCGGGACGUUUUGGAAGGGAGACGUCUGUGUCCUAAUAUUCCAUACCGCCCGGCGAAUCUAUUCGAACAAAAUCGAACCAAAUUUCAAUCGAACCCAAUCGAUACCUAUUCCCAAUACUGAAGUCGUGGAAUCGUAUAUUAUUAUUACACAUGUUAUUGUUAUCAGGGAUGUGUGGAGAAUGUAUCUUGAAAGAGGAGAGUUUGAAUUAGCAAAGGAAUAUUGUAAGGUAUGAAAUAUCAUGAAGGUCUGUUGACCAAAUUGCACUUAGUCAGUCCAGCCUGUAACAUAUCAUUGAAACAUUAUUUGUUCCUUUGUAAAUAAAUAAUGAUGACUGUUAAAAGUCCGUGAUUCUUCGUUUAAUCAAAAAGCCUACCAGAAACAGAGAAAUUAAGUAUUUUCAAUGAAUAAUAAUAGUAAUCCCUUAGUGAAUUGUCCAUAACCAUCUAUCGUUGACCUAAUUUGGGAGGUGUUUGCAGAUAUCAGUAGAAAGGACGUCAGUUGUACUGAUAUUGUCAAAAAAUGGACCGCAGAAGGUGCAGUAGCUCAGCUGUUUUAGUAGAGUAGGUGAAAAAGCAUACGAUUUCACACGUUUUGCGAAGUACACUGAAUAAACGAACUACUGCCUUAAAAUUGAAAAAAUAUGUCAACUGCUAUAAAAAUCUCCUUAUAACUUGAAACUACCGAGGAACGGGCAAACGGUUAUGAAGGCGGGAACUUUACAUAGAUGGAAUUAAGUAUGUUUUGUUGAAGUUUGAAUUAUUCAAAUGAAUAGUAAAACAAUUAUAAGUUUCGAUGAUGAAACAUGAUAUGAAGAAUUAUGCAGACCUCGUAGGGUGUUAUCCACCAAGGCCGUAUAUGUACACCCUCCUUGAUCUGCAUUAUUCUUCAUAUCAUACCCAACCACAUCCAAUAUUUGCUAAUUAUUGUACAGUAUGUAAAAUGAUAUUGCUGUUCUUUUUUGCAUCAUGAACAGGACAAUCCUGCAAAUUUGGACAAAGUGUUAACGAAGCAGGCUGAAGAACUGUUUGAUGGCAAAAGGUAACUUUGAGCUAUAACAGGUGCCAUUUUGUCUAUGCAUAGAAGCUGCUUUUAUUAGAAGGGUGGUUCCUCAAGCGGACAAAGUGAAGCGAAUACUGUCUUCUGAUUGGCUACCCGAGCGGGCAGGAUGGACUUAUCUUGCACGCUCCGGAUUACCUCCUUUAAAUUGUCCCACAAGAAAAGAUUCUGUUGUGGCGACAUAAUAAAGCGUUUAACGAUCAAUCUUGUUUGGUCAAGAUCGCUAAAUACAUUCGCCUUGGUCUUUUUUUGCGCUUUCGGAGCGCAAAAGAAGACUUAAUAUUCAGGUAUUAAUAACCCUAACCCUCGGGCUUGGCCUAUAACACUUACGUGUAAAGUAUGUGUUAAGGCGGUUGAAGGCUUACAUUGAUUGACUUGCUCAAAAUGUUUGAUUGGUGAAUUUGGACAAAGAUUGAUUUACCGACUGACUUAUUGGUUUAUUUGUUAAAAUCAAGGAUGUGUUGAUUAACCGAUUUCUCUGAGGUUUGACUCACUGCUAUUUUUUGACUGUUUUAAUCAUUGUUAUAGCUACUCCUCUGCGGCGAAGUGCUAUGCCCAGACACAGGUUUCAUUUGAGGAAGUUGCAUUAAAGUUUAUUCAAGUGGAGGAAAGACAGGCCCUGAGAAUGUUUCUUUUAAAAAAGCUGGAUAGCCUCAAGAACCAAGUAAGAACUUCUGUUAUUUAUUUGACUACAAGUAGUCCCUCAUUUUACUCACGGAUAGAAGAUCGAGCGAAACACAUGCACCCUCGUAGAAGGUGACAUGUGGAGAGAACUAUUUCCUCCGCGUGUCACGUUCCUUGCGAGUGGUGAUUUUCACGCGCGCACGUGUAUUCCGCCCUUCCUCGUUCCAGUACCGCUGAGGGACUACGAAGGCCCUGUUAGGGUAAAAUUGCCAUAUGCGACGUGGCCUUGAAACAGUGGCAUAAGACAGAUGAAAUGGCGUUAAGUGAAUCCAAGACGGAGUAAAACAACGACAGCGAUGAUUAAGCAAAUUAUACAACCGCAAAAUACAGACGGGGACAUGGCUUCCUGCUCAUUUUGUGAAAUUAAGGGUUUUGAAACUUAGUGUAGGGACAUACACACCCCUCACCACUAUAAGACAGCCUCACUCCUCAAAGUCUACUCCAUUAGUUAGUGAACGAAAAAAUUUCUACACCUAUACCUAUUCCGAAGUCAUGAUGACUGUUGAGACGCCAGGAAUCUAGCAACCGUUUUUUAAGAUUCCCUUAAUGUGUGGCAAAACCUCAACCCUUCCCAAUCAGAGAUUAUUCUCCCAACGCUUCUUUUGUCUUCCUUGUCCUCUCCCUCCUUGCACUUUAAAAUUGUCUUGGCAAGCCCUUCUGAUCUUGAUAGAUGCCCAAACAACUUCACCUUGCGUUUCUUUACCGUGGUUUAAUAAGAUGUCAUCAUAGGGCCCUAUGGCUUGCCUGAUUGUGUCCCUGACUGCAUCGUUGGUGAUUUGGUCUUUGUAUGAGAUGCCAAGCAGUUUUCUAAAGCAUCAUACCUCAGGGGCUGGCAAUUUCUUCUGAGUGUCCGAUGUUAGUGUCCAGGGGCCCGUUUCUCGAAAGUCCCGGUAACUUUUCGGGACUCUGAUCUUUGAGAUAAGAGAGAGAUGCUUAUCGUUCCAGAUGAUCUUUAGUCUUGCUAGUGCUGUUGUCGUCCGUCAAAUUCUGGACAGUACUUCAGGCUUGGAACCCUGAUUUCACUGUGGCGACUGCUCCCAGAUACUUAAAACUGCCAACUUUGUCCAGUUUUCCGCCGUUGACCCUGAUGUCAACGCUGAUGACAUUUUUGUACAUUUUCAUUUUUACCUUUUUAUACUUCUGCAUUCUCAAAAUCUAGGAAACAUUAUACCCUUUGGUAUUUACUGAUAUAACUGUUUAAUGAUUAUUUUUGCGAUAAAGGACAAGACUCAGAUGACCAUGUUGAUAAUGUGGUUGAUUGAGCUUUACCUAAAUGACCUUGGUGGACUCAAAGAAGAAGGUGCCCUUGCUAAGCAUGAAGACUUAGAAGACGAGUUUAGAAAAUUCCUUGCACAAACCAAAGUUAAGGUGAGUAUACGGCGCAAAGGAACCUGAAAUUAUUCACCACAGUUUGCAUGGGCAGUCUUUGCAAAGUUUUUGUAUUCCAUAUACAUCCCUGACUUCAAUUUGUUUUUGGCUUUGCAGUUCCUUAAUUUUUUCAGUUCCGAAUUAGACUAGAAGAGAUUCUUAGCAAAGUUGUCGAGUCGGGUGAUGUUGCAAGAUCCCUUUUCCUAUCCUAAGCCAGGCUGCAAAAUGGGAAAAUGAUCUUGUGAUUAUUGUUGCACUGAAGGGGAUUAACUGACUUUUGUAUACUUAUUUUUGAUUAUUGCCCUACUUUGUAUGUGGCCUUAAUUUAUAUGUGACAUGUUACCUGGAACAUUUUUCUUUACUGAAUCACACUGCUAAUAGGUCUUUUUUUUAUCAUUGCAGACUUGUCUUGAUCAGAACAGAAAGACAGCUUAUGAAUUGAUUGCCAGCCAUGGCGAUGUAGAAAACUUAAUAUUUUUUGCUAUGCUCAUGCAAGGUUUGUACUAUAAUUCCAUCAUGACAGUUGUUUAUUUAACAAAUAGAUUCCAUGUUGCCCGGUGCAGUAAUAGAGAUAAGAACAAAAAAGUGGCACAUGGGCAAAUUUUUGCGACAGUGCAAUCCUGGACAUAAGUGACACGGGCCGCAAGCGAAUGUGUCAGUGAUAGACAGGCCGAAAUCAGCCUUUGCAAUCUUUAAUAGGAACAGCAGUGAGUUAAAUUCAGCGAAUUUACUUUCUCAGUCUUACCGGUGUGAACCCUUAAUAUCAAAAUUGAUGCCGCUCUCUACCAUCACUAUAUGUCGAUUUUUUUUCCUUUUUUAUCUUAUUCAAUGUAACUACAGUAGCAUAUUCUGUUAAACAUUUUUCAGAUUUUGAACAUGUCAUAAGCCAUCACAUUCAGCAUGAUGACUUUGUAGCAGCACUAGAUGUCCUCACAAAGCAGGCAAGUAUUCAGCCCCAGCCAAUCUCGGUUCCGGUUGUCCAGCUACACAGAGUUCAGCAGUCCAACGCUCUCUCUUUCUCAGAGAAUCCCAAUACGAUUCCAAUAAAAAAUAGUUUUUAAAAAAAUGUAUGAGCCUCUGCCAUUUUAAUGUAUUCAAGAUGGCGCCGAUUUCCGUGGAAGGGAUGAUUUCAAGUGUCGCGUAACUUUUACUCGCGUACGUGCGUAAAAUUUACGUUCGCAAAUGAAAUAGAAGCUAAGUAUUUAAGGUCGCUCGUAAGCGUAAAAGUUGAACCUCGCUCAACUUCACGUUUGAUCUCAACACUUUAUAUCGUGCCUCUAUUUCAUUUACGUGAUUAAAAUUUACGUGGGUUAACUUGCGUAGCCAACAACGCGUCAGUGGAAAUCAGCCCGAAGACAGGAGCUACGCAGGUCACAAUCUCAUGGAUGUUUACAACAUGGUGGAUCUAUCAGGAUUUCACCAAGUCCCCCGCGCGCUUUCUUUUUUUCCCUGUCCCCGGCCAUGACAGAAAGAGACCUCUGCGAAGCAGAAAAGGCGUCCAACGGUAAAGAGUUGUAAUACAUCUUUUGUUCCAAAUUCUGUGCAUUUCAGACAGAUACAGAGCUUUAUUACAAGUUCUCUCCAGUACUGAUGCAGCACAUACCACGUCAAACAGUAACUGCAUGGAUUGAACAGAAGAAGAAGCUAGAUCCACGCAGACUUAUUCCUGCUCUGGUUCACUACCAUCAACAGGGUAAAUCAACACAGGUUAGCAAGACACAUUUAGCUAUCACCAGGAAGCGCCGGCUGACUGAGUCGAGAUACAAAUUUUUCUUAGUCCGUUUUCCGUCAUAAACAUCUUUGCCGUGUUGUCUCGCUUGUAAAAUGCACGGCGCGACAAAAAUGCUGUUCGAUGAGCGCACGGCUAGUGGAGCAACCUUUGGACUCAGCUUGUUUUGAUUAUGAAUUGUCCGACGGACCACCAACAUUUGCCGAGAUAAAGUAAAUGUCGGUGAAAAAGAAGGUAGAUAGGCUUGCGUGACUGCACCGAGAUAGUAAUCUCCAGCAAACACUUGCCCACAACUAAGAAGGGCAUGCGCUUUUUUACUUUCUUAUCUAACUCUGAAUGUGAUUGCUUAAGUGUAAGGAAUCAGAUUAUUAAAUUUUCAUACAAGCUGGUUGAGUGUGAAUUCCAGGCAAUUUUAUUUUUCAUGUAUAGUUUCGUGUUGUCGGUGAAUAGUAUAGAGCUGUUAUUACCGAAUAGCGUUUCAGUGUACCUUUCCACUAGAUUACUUUCAUCUCUGUAGGAAGUGCCGAUCUUUGCGUUUAUAUUGUAGACCGAGGAAGCAAUUCGAUACUUAGAAAUCUGUAUAGAGAGGCUGGGGAACAGGGACCAAGCCAUUCAUAACUACCUGCUGUCUCUGUACAUUGAACAAGAAGAUGAUCUGUCAUUACUGCGAUACCUGCAGAUGCAAGGCCAGGUUAGUAUUGAUGGAAGAGUCCGUCAGUGGAUCAAAGCCAAAGUAUAAUGAAGUCCCCCCACACGACCAACCCGAACUCUAACGGCAACUUUUUUCUUAGCCCGAACAAAGGUUCAGUCAUUUCCUUAUUCCGGUUUAUACAAUCAAUUCUGGGGUCCCUAUGCGGUCAUUAGAGAGAUUUAGAAUCACGUUCGGGGCAAAGGUGAAGGUUAGAUUCAAGUUUAAAAGUAAAAACUGUCCAAGGUACUUCUUAUGUUUGAAAAUUAGGUGGAAGCAGUAAUUUUCUAGGUAGAUACAAUGAGCAGUAAACGGCAAAAAAUGAUGAAUAAAUAAUGAAAUAAAUAAAGUAUAGGACAACUUAGUCAUGUGUCAGUGUAAAUUGACGUUGGCCGUUUACCUUAAAUCCCUCUAUUAUAUCCCUCACAAUUUUACGUCUUUAAUACUAUAGGGCCAGUCGAAUUCCUGGUUAGACUGGCAAAUGAGAAAGGUAAUCAAUGUAACAAUCGUUAACCUCUUUUAUUGAAAGUCUGAAGUGUUCUUAGUAAUACCUGGCCAAUUAACAGUCAGAAUUAUAAUACGAGCAGCCAGCUAUAUUCGACAAAAUUUCCAUGGACAGCCGCCGAUCAUAAAACAAUAUCCAUGUAUUCUUGGGAUUGGAAUCACAAUGAAUAUAUUAUUUUUGGCAGGAUCCUGAAGAAGUAUGUUACGACUUAAAGUACGCUCUCAGGCUCUGUUCAGAGCACAAUAAGCAGAAAGCCUGUGUACAUAUCUACAGCACCAUGGGACUGUUUGAGGAAGCUGUUGAUCUGUCUCUCAAGGUAGCCCCUUCUGUAAUCAUUUGAUAUUUACUUCAGUCACCUUUCCCCGCCCCAAUAGAAAUUCCCGUUAGCCUAAACAAGCUCUAGAUUAUCAGUGACCACUACUUUUGGCUUUUGUGGGCUGUGGGAAUGUGUAAGGAGAACAUCUCAAAUAGCACUGGCGAGACCUGUCCGGGUUCAUCGCCAUGCUGUGUGGUCUGCACUAAAAAGCUAGAAGAAAAAAACUUUUCCUACUUUUGACUGCUUGACUGCUCGGCGACGUCAAUGAGAACAGAAAAAUAGUGAUAGGUUUAGAUUGACAAAACAACGGUUGUUUACCACUCACAUGGGCAAACUGAUCGGUUCACGGUUUGGGUAAAUGGUAAGCAAAAUUCAGGACUGGUACAUUUCCUCCUGGAAUCGUGUUUACCAUUUGUAGAAAAUCAGUUCCAUUUACCGAAAAACUGCCACGAAAGCCUGAAACUAGUAACAAAGUUGGCUUUAAAGAAAUGGUACACGAAUUCCCGUUUGGAAAAUCCCGUCAGGAAAAAACCGGACUACGUUUUGAGAUUUUCCGUUGCUCUCGGAAAUUUUCCGCUGGGAUCACUCGUUUUCCAUUUACUUUCCAACAGUAUUUUGCAAAAACAGCUCGUAAAUGGUAAACAACCAAUACCUCUGCACGUGCGCAUCACGCUUUUUUGUACAUUUCUUUGCCGUCACUAAACGACUACGACGUGAAAUAUGCAUGCAUCCUUCUGUUUAUAUUUCGUUGAAAUAAUUAUUUGAGGAAGCCUGUUCCUUAUAAGCCCGGGGGUACAAAUAGAUUCCAUGUUGCCCGGUGCAGUAAUAGAGAUAAGAACAAAAAAGUGGCACAUGGGCAAAUUUUUGCGACAGUGCAAUCCUGGACAUAAGUGACACGGGCCGCAAGCGAAUGUGUCAGUGAUAGAAAGGCCGAAAUCAGCCUUUGCAGUCUUUAAUAGGAACAGCAGUGAGUUAAAUUCAGCGAAUUUACUUUCUCAGUCUUACCGGUGUGAACCCUUAAUAUCCAAAUUGAUGCCGCUCUCUACCAUCACUAUAUGUCGAUUUUUUUCCUUUUUUAUCUUAUUCAAUGUAACUACAGUAGCAUAUUCUGUUUAAAAAAACAUUUUUCAGAUUUUGAACAUGUCAUAAGCCAUCACAUUCAGCAUGAUGACUUUGUAGCAGCACUAGAUGUCCUCACAAAGCAGGCAAGUAUUCAGCCCCAGCCGAUCUCGGUUCCGGUUGUCCAGCUACACAGAGUUCAGCAGUCCAACGCUCUCUCUUUCUCAGAGAAUCCCAAUACGAUUCCAAUAAAAAAUAGUUUUUAAAAAAAUGUAUGAGCCUCUGCCAUUUUAAUGUAUUCAAGAUGGCGCCGAUUUCCGUGGAAGGGAUGAUUUCAAGUGUCGCGUAACUUUUACUCGCGUACGUGCGUAAAAUUUACGUUCGCGAAUGAAAUAGAGGCUAAGCAUUUAAGGUCAUUCGUAAGCGUAAAAGUUGAACCUCACUCAACUUCACGUUUAAUCUCAACACCUUAUAUCGUGCCUCUAUUUUAUUUACGUGAUUAAAAUGUACGUGGGUUAACUUGCGUAGCCAACAACGCGUCAGUGGAAAUCAGCCCGAAGACAGGAGCUACGCAGGUCACAAUCUCAUGGAUGUUUACAACAUGGUGGAUCUAUCAGGGUUUCAUCAAGUCCCCCGCGCGCUUUCUUUUUUCCCUCUCCCCAGCCAUGACAAAAAGAGACCUCUGCGGAGGAGAAAAGGCGUCCAACUGUAGAGAGUUUUAAUACUUCUUUUGUUCCAAAUUCUGUUCAUUUCAGACAGAUACAGAGCUUUAUUACAAGUUCUCUCCAGUACUGAUGCAGCACAUACCACGUCAAACAGUAACUGCAUGGAUUGAACAGAAGAAGAAGCUAGAUCCACGCAGACUUAUUCCUGCUCUGGUUCACUACCAUCAACAGGGUAAAUCAACACAGGUUAGCAAGGCACAUGUUGUUAUCACUAGGAAGCGGCGGCUGACUGAGUCGAGAUACAAAUUUUUCUUUUAGUCCGUUUUCUGUCAUAAACAUCUUUGCCGUGUUGUCUGGCUUGUAAAAUGCACGGUGCGACAAAAAUGCUGUUCGAUAGCGCACGGCUAGUGGAGCAACCUUUGGACUAGCUUGUUUUAAUUGCAAAUUGUCCGACAGACCACCAACAUUUGCCGAGAUAAAGUAAAUGUCGGUGAAAAAGAAGGUAGAUAGGCUUGCAUGACUGCACCGAGAUAGUAAUCUCCAGCAAACACUUGCCCACAAAUAAGAAGGGCAUGCGCUUUUUUACUCUCUUAUCUAACCCAGAAUGUGACUGCUUAAGUUUAAGGAAUCAGACUAUUAAAUUUCCAUGCAAGCUGGUUCAGUGUGAAUGCCAGACAAUUUUAAUUUUCAUGUAUAGUUUCGUGUUGUCGGUGAAUAGAAUAGAGCUGUUAUUACCGAAUAGCGUUUUCAGUGUACCUUUCCAUUAGAUUACUUUCAUCUCUGUAGGAAGUAAUGAUCUUUGCGUUUAUAUUGUAGACCGAGGAAGCAAUUCGAUACUUAGAAAUCUGCAUAGAGAGGCUGGGGAACAGGGACCAAGCCAUUCAUAACUACCUGCUGUCUCUGUACAUUGAACAAGAAGAUGAUCUGUCAUUACUGCGAUACCUGCAAAUGCAAGGCCAGGUUAGUAUUGAUAGAAGAGUCCGUCAGUGGAUCAAAGNUACUGAUGCAGCACAUACCACGUCAAACAGUAACUGCAUGGAUUGAACAGAAGAAGAAGCUAGAUCCACGCAGACUUAUUCCUGCUCUGGUUCACUACCAUCAACAGGGUAAAUCAACACAGGUUAGCAAGGCACAUGUUGUUAUCACUAGGAAGCGGCGGCUGACUGAGUCGAGAUACAAAUUUUUCUUUUAGUCCGUUUUCUGUCAUAAACAUCUUUGCCGUGUUGUCUGGCUUGUAAAAUGCACGGUGCGACAAAAAUGCUGUUCGAUAGCGCACGGCUAGUGGAGCAACCUUUGGACUAGCUUGUUUUAAUUGCAAAUUGUCCGACAGACCACCAACAUUUGCCGAGAUAAAGUAAAUGUCGGUGAAAAAGAAGGUAGAUAGGCUUGCAUGACUGCACCGAGAUAGUAAUCUCCAGCAAACACUUGCCCACAAAUAAGAAGGGCAUGCGCUUUUUUACUCUCUUAUCUAACCCAGAAUGUGACUGCUUAAGUUUAAGGAAUCAGACUAUUAAAUUUCCAUGCAAGCUGGUUCAGUGUGAAUGCCAGACAAUUUUAAUUUUCAUGUAUAGUUUCGUGUUGUCGGUGAAUAGAAUAGAGCUGUUAUUACCGAAUAGCGUUUUCAGUGUACCUUUCCAUUAGAUUACUUUCAUCUCUGUAGGAAGUAAUGAUCUUUGCGUUUAUAUUGUAGACCGAGGAAGCAAUUCGAUACUUAGAAAUCUGCAUAGAGAGGCUGGGGAACAGGGACCAAGCCAUUCAUAACUACCUGCUGUCUCUGUACAUUGAACAAGAAGAUGAUCUGUCAUUACUGCGAUACCUGCAAAUGCAAGGCCAGGUUAGUAUUGAUAGAAGAGUCCGUCAGUGGAUCAAAGCCAACGUUUAAUGAAAUCCCCCCACACGACCAACCCGAACUCUAACGGCAACUUUUUUCUUAGCCCGAACAAAGGUUCAGUCGUUUCCUUAUUCUCGUUUAUACAAUCAAUUUUGGGGUCCCUAUAAAGUCAUUAGCGAGAUUACGAAUUUCGUUCGGGGCAAAGGCAAACGUUAGAUCCAAGGUACUUCUUAUGUCUGAAAAUGGGGUGGAAGUAUUAAUUUUCUAGGUAGAUACAGUGAGCAGUAAAAGACAAAAAAUGAUGAAUAAAUAAUGAAAUAAAUAAAGUAUAGGACAACUUAGUCAUGUGUCAGUGUAAAUUGACGUUGGCUGUUUACCUUAAAUCCCUCUAUUAUCUCCAUCACAAUUUUACGUCUUUAAUAGAGGCAGUCGAAUUCCUAGUUAGACUGGCAAAUGAGAAUUGUAAUCAAUGUAACAAUCAUUAACCUCUUUUAUUGAAAGUCUGAAGUGAUCUUAGUAAUGCCUGGCCAAUCAACAGCCAGAAUUUAGUUAUAAUACGAGCAGCCAGCUAUAUUCAACAAAAUUUCCAUGGACAGCCGCCGAUCCGAUCAUAAAACAAUAUCCAUGUAUUCUUGCGAUUGGAAUCACAAUGAAUAGAUUAUUUUUGACAGGAUCCUGAAGAAGUGUGUUACGACUUAAAGUACGCUCUCAGACUUUGUUCAGAGCACAAUAAGCAGAAAGCGUGUGUACAUAUCUACAGUACAAUGGGACUGUUUGAGGAAGCUGUUGAUCUGUCUCUCAAGGUAUCUCCUUCUGUAAUCAUUUGAGUGUUUACUUCUGUCACUUUUCCCCGCCCCAAUAGAAAUUCCCGUUGGACUAAACAAGCUCAAGACUAUCAGUGACCACUACUUCUGCCUUUUGUGGGCUGUGGGAAUGUGUAAGGAGAUCAUCUCAAAUAGAACUGGCGAGACCUGUCCGGGUUCAUCGCCAUGCUGUGUGGUCUGCACUAAAAAGCUAGAAGAAAUAAACCUUUUCCUGCUUUUGACUGCUUGACUGCUCGGCGACGUCAAUGAGAACAGCAAAAUAGCAAUAGGUUCAGAUUGGCAAAACAACGCUUGUUUACCACUCACAUGGGCAAACUGAUCGGUUCACAGUUUGGGUAAAUGGUAAUCAAAAUUCAGGACUGGUACUUUUCUCCUGGAAUCGCGUUUACCAUUUGUAGAAAGUCAGUUCCAUUUACCGAAAAACUGCCUCGAAAGUCUGAAACUGGUAUCAAAGUUGGCUUUGAAGAAAUGGAACACGAAUUUCCGUUUGGAACAUCCCGUCCGAAAAAACCGGACUACAUUUUGAGAUUUUCCGUUGCUCUCGGAAAUUUUCCACUGGGAUGACUCAAAAAGUCAUUUUCCAUUUACUUUCCAACCGGAUUUUGCAAAAACGUCUCUUCAAUGGUAAACAACCAACACCUCUGCACGUGCAUCCCGCUUUUUUGUACAUUUCUUUGCCUUCACUAAACGACUACGUCGUGAAACAUGCAUGCAUCCUUCUGUUUAUAUUUCGUCGUAAUAAUUACUUGAGGAAGCCUGUUCCUUGUAAGCCCGGUGGUUUCCCUUGGGCUUCUUCGCCAUUAUCCUUUAUUAUUUAGAAAUAUUUAGACUGUAGUUUUUUUCUUGUAUAACUUAUAUAAUGGCAAUACAAAACUUGAACUUGAAACUGCCUAAUUUCAGGGUUUGUUGAGGACGUGAACACAAGACCACGACUUUCUUUUUCUUUUCCUGAACUUCUUUACAGUCUUUUAUAAUUCAGCUCCAGAACAUAUUGGCAACAUUUGACGAACUGAACGAGAUGGAAUAAGCGUGAUACAGUUUGAAGCAGUGCAAAUUCACUUUUUAAGUGACGUUUUCGUAACCGUCGCUGUCCUUGUUACUUGAGCUCCCUAAUGUAUCCUUCUCUACCUUAUCGGUAGUAGCCGCUAUGAACAGAGUGAUAUUUUUAUUGUUUCUUUGAUUUCAAGGUGGNAACUUGAACUUGAAACUGCCUAAUUUCAGGGUUUGUUGAGGACGUGAACACAAGACCACGACUUUCUUUUUCUUUUCCUGAACUUCUUUACAGUCUUUUAUAAUUCAGCUCCAGAACAUAUUGGCAACAUUUGACGAAAUGAACGAGAUGGAAUAAGCGUGAUACGGUUUGAAGCAGUGCAAAUUCACUUUUUAAGUGACGUUUUCGUAACCGUCGCUGUCCUUGUUACUUGAGCUCCCUAAUGUAUCCUUCUCUACCUUAGCGGUAGUAGCCACUAUGAACAGAGUUAUAUUUUUAUUGUUUCUUUGAUUUCAAGGUGGAUGUAGACCUUGCUAAAAUCCAAGCGCAGAAGCCUCCAGAAGAUGAUGAAGUGUUGAGGAAGAAACUGUGGCUGAGAAUAGCCAGACAUGUGGUGGAGGAAGAGAGAGACGUCAAGAAGUAACUUCACUUGUCUUAUGUACACAGCGUGGUAGAAAUUCGAGCAUGGUCAUCCCCUUGAGUUGUAUUCUGAAAAGGACUCUUGGUGAUUGUCGAUUUGACGACAUGCGCUACUGAAAGGCGUCAUGUUGUCAAUUAUUGUCGUUAAAUCAUCUAUGUAAACGUCACCUUCAGUUCAUUAUGAUGGCGACUUUUGCAAACUUGUCGAAAUGUUGGUGACCAAGAGUCCUGUCCAGGAAUACAUUUACGCUGAAGAUCAAACUAAGUCCCUACUAAAUAAUUAACAAUUAAUGAAUGAGGCUGAGUAUCUUAUGAAGAAUUAUGGAGAUCGAGGAGGAUGUUACCACCCUCCGAGUUCUCCUUAAUUCUUCAUAUGAUACGAAAGUCGAAUUCAAUAAUUGUUUCGUAUUCAUUCAAAAUAAUUCCUAAUUUAAAAACAUAGCUAAAACAUGCUUACCUCCAUCGAUGUUAAGUUCAUCUUCGAUAGUGCACGUUUAGGGUUGUUCAGCUCCGCAAAUAUUCUUCAAAUAGCAGAUGUCGCCCUUCGAGUUGUGUUCUUGCUGUUCUUGACAUGUUUUAGCUAUGGUUUCGCCUAGUUCUUACUCUUGAAACGAGUGAAAUGUCAGCCAUUUUUGUUUUCACAACCAAAACAACUCAACUUCGUCCUCAGUUCUUCUCGGUUAACAGUGCAUUAACGUGCAAGACCGCUGCACUUUUGACGUCAUCGGUUCAUUUAACGCAAAAUUCUUUCAAAUUUGGUCAUCAGUAGCUUGUUAUGGUGAAUUAUGCGUGUGCUAAUCGGGGAAAUAUUUUGAAUGAACAAUAAGGCCACUUAAGUAAUGGGUAACGUCAGACGUAAAUACUUCUAACGUCUGCCAUUAAAAUGCAUCGUUUAAGUGUAAGGUUAGAAGUUAAGGUUUUUUUGCAACUGGCCCCACCACUCAAACAGUUUAUAGCUAUAGUUAUCUCUAUAGUCAAAUGCUUUCUAGUGCAAAACUUAGAGAGAUCAAAUUUUCUAAGGUAUUCCUGCAAAAUAACCUUGUCAAGUGUUAAAAGAAAACAUUUCACAUGAACAGAGAACUAUAUGAUAGUAGUUGUUGAAAGGAAACUAAAUCGAGAUAGUGAGUGUGCAUGGCAUGCGGGACGUUUCUGUACAUCGCCUCCGAAAUGAUCCCUGAUCAACCUUGAGAUGUAGCGAACCCAAAUGUUAGAAUAUGAUGGUGUAAAUCUGUCCAAGAAAAUUGUACUGAUCAAUUUGGGUUCGUAUUUAAUUUAUUUGGGUUCAGAAUCUGUUUCCCUGGAGAGAUGGUUGCUUUCCAAUAGGGUUUGUCGGUUUGUCACCAUUUUCGGGGACCCGCUAGAAGUAAAUGAGAAUUUAAACCGAGGAUAAAAUUGUUCCUCUAUAAAUCGGUUGUAAACUAUAAACUUAAUGCUUUUGAUUUUUUUUUUCAGGGCCAUGGAAUUUCUGAACCAAUGUGAACUGCUGAAGAUUGAAGAUAUUCUUCCUUUCUUCCAAGAUUUUGUCACAAUCGAUCAUUUUAAGGUCAGACUAGCUGCCUUGGCAUUGUUGUAAUCACUCAAGUUUUGCUUCGAAAGUAAGAACUGUGUGCCAGUAAACACGUCCCUCUGCCAAGCAUUGAGAAAGAUGUCCCUUUUCAUCUUAAUCCUUUCACUCACAUAGUCAACUCUGAAAUCAUAAAGUUCAAUUUGAACUUUUGAGUAUGUUGAUAAAAUCUUAUGCUGAAGUCAUUCAACUGAGACCUUCUCAGCAGUCGCAAUUUGUUGUACAAUUCGUUUGCCGCAUAUAUUUGGUGUGAAAUGGUUUAUUGUGUUGGGAAUUUAUACGCAAGGAAGGACAGUGGUCGUUGGCAAUAAUGGUCACGCCAGAUUUGUGUAGGCGGCAAUGUUUGCUGAACGUGUUGUAAACCUUUCUUUUCUAUUACUGUGUAGUUUUAACAUCGGUGAACAAAGAAGUCUCUUCAUCCUUCCUCUUACUUUAUGCUAUUCAAAAUUCGCUUGUCUUUAGUUUUGAUCUUGACUAUUUCAUUUUCGGAGUUAAUAUGUUAUUAACUGGCUUCAUUCUGCUUGCACAAACUUGAAGAUGGUGAGAAUGUUGCAACCUUGCCUGCCUGCUGUUAUUAACAAUGUUUUGUCAAAGUGUACUUUGUUGCUAACAUAUGGUACUAUAUUUCCCUCUUCAGGAUGCUAUUUGCUCAUCCCUUCAUGAAUAUAACCAACACAUUGAAGAGCUUAAAAGCGAAAUGCAGGUAAAUUAUUAGCAUUUGUGCAAGCUCUCCUAUUUGGGCGAGCGAAACUAGCCGCGCGAGAACGCGCCCCCCGCCCCUCGCAGUCGCGUCUCCUCUCGCGCGUGUACUUUUCACGAUAUCCCCCAAGUGGAGAGCUUGCUCGCAGGCUAGUAAAUUAUUGUAUGUUUUGACAACCUUUGGUGCACUGUUAGUCCACCUUUUCUAGCUUUUUCUAAACAGCACCUCCUCUUUUCAACUCGUUAAAGUUGCAGCCAUCCAAGUCAGAUAAUUUCAACGUUUAAAUACCUUAUUUAGUUAUGCACAAUCAAUUUUAGUUGAAGUUAGGCUGAAUGUUUCUUGCUAUACAAGUAACAAUUGCUGAAUAAUGAAAAAAAGAAGAGAAAAAGAAAGGGAAUUUGUUGGUGACAAGCGACAUUUUUGUAGUGCUUAUAAUAAAAUGUCGCUAUUUAUAACAAUGUGGAUAAUUUGUGAAAAGAAACUUUCAAUUUCUUUUUCUAGGAAGCAACAGAAAGUGCGAGAACAAUAAGAGCUGGCAUCCACGAAAUGAGAAACAAGUGAGUUCAAUUAAAACCGACUGAUUUUUCUUUUUGUUGUAAAAACUUAGUUAGUGCAAUGAUUAUUUCUUGAUAAUAAGGUAGGUGUAAACGUGUGAAAUAUACUUGCAUGUUUUUAGAUUUUAAAAGGGUCACAAGUUUACCGGUAAUUUUAAUUGACCACUCCAGAAAAUACCGUACUCUUGGGAGUUAAAAUGGCCCCAGGAGAAACUGAAGAUAAUGCUUAUGCAAAAUUUUGGGGUAACAAACAAAGAGCAUUAUGGUAUGUUAUGGUAUUUUCUGGAGUGGUCAAUUGCUGUCACGUGUAACCCUCGUUAAAUAAAGUCGCUUAUCUUAUCUUAUUUCGUUUCAGCUGAGUUUCAACAUCCCGAGCGGGGGUCUCAACAAAGUUUUAAACGGGGGUAAAACCCCUUACCCUUUCAUAUACCUUUUUUUUUUUUUACAAAAAAGGUACCCCUUUCGUAUACCUUCUAUUGACAAAUGUUACCCCCCUGGGAUCCAUUUUAGCUGCUGUAAAUAACUGAAGGAGGAAGUUUUCUUGCCUUUUUCACAAUGCCGUAAAAUGAGUCUGUUAGCCCUUUUAAGUCCCCUCACAGACCGCAAUGACAGAUUUCCCUGUCCUUUUAUAUACUUUAACUAGCGAUAUCCCUACCCUUUCAUAUACCCGAAGCCUGAAAAAGCUACCCCCUUCGGGCGGUACCUUCCUGUAUAGGCCAUUAUAGGGAGUACCCCAAGGGGGGUUCACAUAUUAUUGGCCGUUUAUAGAACUUUUUCUACCAGUUACGCUAUCAAGAGUAUUGGAGAGCUGUAUCUUCAACUCUUCUUUUCUCUUUGGCUUUUUAUUUCAGAUACAGUAUAGUUCCUGCUCAAGAAAAAUGUUCCAUCUGCUCAUAUCCUCUUCUCACAAGAGGCUUCUAUGUCUUCCCAUGUCACCAUGCUUUCCACUGCGAUUGUCUAAAAAAUGAGGUGCGACUGUUAAGAUUAUUUUUAUGAUUAUUUUUAAAAGUUUAUAUUUACAAUUUAUUUUUCAAAAAAUUGUGUUCGUAAUUUUUUUUAUUAUUUUUCAGAUUUUACCCAAUCUUAAAGAGAAACAAAGGUAUAAAUUUUUCUGUUAUCGUUUUUUCACAAUGCUGCUCUCUACCUUUCUGGUCCUAGUUGUCGUUGAAUUGGUUCGUUAUAAACCCGUGAAAGGUUGGUGAUGAAGUUAUGAAUAUAUGAAAAUCAUAUAUGUGAACUGUGGGUUGAAGAAUUAUAUGAAAUAGUAGAUCAUCGCAGUUAUGGAAGCAACUUUUGCAGUUGCGAAAACAAAGCCUGAAAAAAAUUCAGGCUUGUACGGAAUUCGAAUGCCUCUGCGAUACUGGUCCAGAGCUCUUGAGUACCAGUUGAGAUAACUGGUAAUUGGUUUUUCGUAAUACGUGGUGGGUGGUUAUUUAUCCUGCGGAUAGUCCUAUCCACCUUUCUAACAAGUGUCUCACUUAUGAAUCGGUUAUAUGGCCCAGCUCAGCCUUCGCAGCUCAGUAGUCAGCUCAGUGGUGAGACCAGCAUCUGAAAUUUCACUGAUUCUGUAUCUCUGGCCUCCUCGUAGAUUUCAAUGAAAUUCUUUUUUCCCCGUCUGUGAAGCAGGGAAAUCAUUAGCUCCAUGAGCUGGACUUUAUUAAAAUGACAAGUAAAUGUGUCCUUUUAUGCUGGUCAUUUUACCGCCAUUUUAUCUUAAAUGCAUCUUGAAUUUGCAGAGCAAAGGUUCAAGAUCUGUUUAAUCAGCUGUACAGGUCACCAAGAUCUGACUCCGUCACAGCUACACCAGCAUCAAGAGAGUCUCUCAAGGUAAGAUAAAUCCUAUAUGCAUACCCGGUUUUUUGAAGUUUAUAAUUAUUAUUUUUCUUAUUCCUGGCAUUUCUCCUGAAACUGAGACACUUGGAACGAAUUAAUGGGGUUUUCCUGUCUGUUUAAGGUUUCCAUUUAUUUAGGUAUUUAGAACAUUGCUAUUGCACGAAAUGAUCAUCGAUGAAAUACCACCUUAUCUUGACGAGGGCUCAAUGACCUAACGAGAACAAGUCUCUCGGGUACCAAACAACCCAAGCUCUCUUCCUCGAAAGGUCAAUGGGUGGGGGUGUCUGACAGAGGCGUCCGCGUGAUGGGCAGCAAAUAAAUGACCAAAGAACAGAGUUUACGGAGUUGUCUUUUGUUGACUGCAGUUCGAGUAGUCAAUUUAUCUUACAGACACCUGUGUUAAGCAUUUAUUAGAUGGGUCAGUUACAUAUAACGCUGACUAAACUUAGUUUGUUAUCUAUUUUUAGAAUGAACUGGAUGACCUAAUAGCAUCUGAAUGCCUUUAUUGCGGGGAAAUUAUGAUCAGGUAAGGGAAUCCUAACAUCAUUACAACAGUCGACUGUGCCAGAGGAUUUGUGUAAGCCCUUUGAACAUAAUAAAUGACUUCCACACAUCUACAAGAAAAUACUGAAAACUUAUGGGAUCAAAGAUGUAUAGUUUUUUUCUUAACAGCAACAUCUUUUCUCUUCCUUUUCUUCGUUUCGCGGAGCCAGAAAACGAAAGAUUGAAAAGCACAGCCAUUUCUAGUCUUUAUGGUUUAAGGUUGCAUCCGAAAAUGGGAAGAGAAUCACACAUUUAGAUAGCGGGCAAGGUUUUUCCUUAAUCCUAAAGGACGCGAGAGAAAAGCCUUCCCUUUCUGACCUUGUUUUCACUGAAUAAGAACCUCGGAAUACAUGCAGGUACCAGUGUGGCAUAACUAUGAAGGUCAAGUAACGUUUAGUUUCAAUCAAUCAACCAACCAAUCAAUCGAUCAAUCAAUCAAACUUUAUAUAACGAGGGUGAUAUGUUCUAGUGAAAAAAAAAAACACUUAUGAACUUGUGGUCCUCAAGUCUGUGAUGUAUGUCUUCCUUUCUUUUCAGGACCAUUGACCAACCCUUUAUUUUGCCUGAGGAAUAUAACAGUGUUCUUGAAAGCUGGAUGUGAUUAUCAAAGCUCAGCCAUAGUUGUUCAAGAAUCAUCUUUGAAUGUUGGACAUUUUUACAGCAGCUACCAAGGUUUUUUUGUCUGUUUCUGUUUGACGUAAUUCGCCCUGAUUUUCGUGCACAAGAAACAAAAACUUGGAUCGAAUCUGGAUGAAGAAAAAGUUGUGGUAAUAUGUCAACAGCGUGGAAAUAGCUUUUUGUGGACUUCGGUAAACAACAGACGCUGUUCUUCUCACUUACUGAAAAUGCUGCUCGUUUAUGACAAAACGUAUGGCGGUCGUUGGAUACACUUUCGACCCGAGGCAUGCGCAAAAACAAGAGGAGCUUUGGGAUUGCGAAUUACUUGGGGAGUAUUACACAUCCUACAAACUACGCAAACGCAACCGUCAUAGUGAAUAUGCAUAUGUUUCUGAAAAAAAAAGUUACGUGCCGCAGUACAUGAUCUUCAUGAAGCUAAAAAGAACAGGGCUGAUACACACUGCUGGGAGGACAGUUGUCUAAAAUAAAUUAAAAAAAUACAAGGGGCCUCCAGUUGGCGUUAAGAUUUAAAGGAUGAUGGCCUUUUAGAAAAUAACUUGUGAGUAAAAGAUUUAUGAAUGAACAAAAUGUAUUUUUAGAAUCUUUGGCAGACUUUGUAUAUUUACCUUCAAGAUAGAAACAUUAAAUACAUGGUAUAGUUGAUCAUGUCGGAACGCGUAACUGUGUUGGAAAGGGAAAGCGCAUUCAAAAGCGAACAAGACCGUUAAAAAAUCGUGGAAAACAAGUCCCUUCCCCUGCAGUUUUCGCUGCGUUCUUACGUCGAACGCACCCACUUCUAGUCUCAGCUUUAUGCAUACCAAGUUGCCAUGCUUUCUUAAUACCAUUUGACGACAUUUUGAUCGUAAGUCACGUGACUUUGCCUAAUAAAGGAACAGUUCGUCAAAUGGUUGCGGUAAUAAACUUUACCCAACAGGACGGGAAAGGAAAGAAGAUGACAAACCUUGUGUGACAAGCGGG